AACCUACUGCAUUUACAGUAGGAUUUGUUGUCUGGAUAUAAUGUUGGUGUUGACAGUGUCUUUGAUGUUAUUUACUUGUCAUCUUUGGAUAGUGUGUUGUCACUGAAGCCCCAGGAACUUAUCACACAUCUGACACGAUGGCAGGAGGAAUCUUCACCAACUUGGAUAAUCUUUGUAACAUGGACUGUAGUAAUGUCCACCCCCUGGUGUGCCACCUGUGCCAUGAGCAGUACCAGUCUCCGUGUUUGUUGGACUGCUACCACAUCUUCUGUGCACGCUGUCUACGGGGCCGUACCAAUGACAGCCGUCUCAACUGCCCCCUCUGUGGUUACCCAUCCAUUGUAAAAGGGAAUAGCGCCCUCCCUCCAGAGGACCGUCUCCUGAAGUUCCUGGUCGACAACAAUGCAGACACUGAGGAGACAGUUCAGUGCGCCAACUGUGACCAGGAAAGUAACAAAAAGGAAACAGGGGUGAUGUACUACUGUAACACUUGUAGCCAGCCACUGUGCGGCGCCUGCAGGGAGUUGACUCACAAGGCCAGAAUGUUUUCCCACCAUGAGAUUGUAUCGCUCGCCAAACGCAGCAAAGCCAAACACAGGAAGUGCUCGCUCCACGAGGAGCCCUACAUCCUGUUCUCAACAGAGAAUAAGUCUAUGCUUUGCAUCAAGUGCUUCAGAGAUAUGCAACUGGAGAGUCGGACUCACUGCAUUGAUAUUGAAACAGCUUACGUGCAGGGGUGUGAGAUGCUGGACCAGGCUGUACUGGUGGUGAAGGAGCUGCAGACUUCAGCUCGAGAGACGAUCAUUCUGCUGAGAGCAAUGAUAGGAGAAGUGUGUCUGAAUGUGGAGGAAGAAGAGAGUGCAAUCUGUACUUUGUUCAACAGCUUGCAGGAAAAACUAGCAGAGAGGAAGAAGAUUCUGCUGAAAGCAGCUCAGAGUCAACACGAGGAGAAAGAGAAAGCACUAAAGGAGCAGCUCUCACACCUAACUGCCCUCCUACCAACCCUCCAGGUUCACCUCGUCACCUGUUCGGCUUUUCUCAGCUCUGCCAACAAGUUUGAGUUUUUGGACAUGGGUUACCAACUUAUGGAGAGGCUGAAGAGGAUUGUAAAGCUCCCUCAUCGACUGAGACCAGUGCAGAGCAGCAAAAUCAACACAGACUACAGAAGUGAGUUUGCUCGCUGUCUGGAGCCCUUACUGCUGCUUGGCCAGCGCUGCCCUCCUUCUGUUGCCGGACCUACAAGCAUUACAACAAGACAUCAGUCCCCUCUCUCCGUGUGUUGCCGCUCGCCGUCUCUCUGCGAGAUGCCCCUGGGCUCGGCGUUCGGGCGAAGGCCCACUUGUCACAGAAACAUCUGCACCAAGGUCCUCCUGGCUGAGGGGACGGAAACACCCUUCACCGAGCACUGCCGCAACUAUGAGAACACCUACAGGACUUUCCAGACAGAGAUUCAGAAUCUGAAGGACCAGGUCCAGGAGCUGCACCGAGAUCUGACCAAGCACCACUCCAUCAUCAACACAGAUAAAAUGGGAGAGAUCCUGGACAGAUCUCUGCACAUUGACAGCCAGAUAGCUGCCCAGUACUCCACUGUGGAAACUAUGAGAGUCAUGUUUGAAGAGAUCUGGGAUGAGACUUUUCAGAGGGUCACUAAUGAGCAGGAGAUCUAUGAAGCUCAGCUUUAUGACCUAAUGCAGCUGAAGCAGGAGAACUCUUACCUAACUACUAUCGCCAAGCAGAUCAGCCCCUACAUCCUGUCCAUUGCCAAAGUCAAAGAGAGACUUGAGCCCAGGUUUCAGGAGCCUAAAGAGCACCACGACGACCGCACAGAAACAAUGCUGAAAAUCUAUGAAGACAGCACACUCGCUAAAGACAGUCAAGACAGUAACAACCAGACCUGUGUCACAGACCAAGACAGAGACAAGAACAACCGCCCGCUGAUCCUCGACUCGGGGGAGAGCUCUGUCAAGACCAAUCGUCCUGGCAGGCAGAGGGUUCCCACGGAGACAUCCAACCACAAUGAGAUGCCUUCAUAAACACCAUGUCAUUUGAUUUCUCCCUCUCUGCUCCUGUGCGUUAAUUCAACCAUAACAAGCCCAGGAUGGUAUGUGACUUCGUCUGCUGUCCAGAUACUGUACAUAACAUUUUCUAAGCAGUGAGGAGCUGUCAGCAGCUCCAAGGUGAGCUCUUGGAUAGACACUAACUGGACGUAUAAACAUGGAGGUCAAAGACUCACUGCUGUCAGAGGCAGACAAGGACAGCCUCCUCUUUCAAAACGGACAAAGACAACAACAUCAUAAAGAAUUGCUUUGGUGUUAUUUAAGAGCCAUGGACUGCUUUAAUGAGAAAACAGUGAAUAAUAUCUCACUUUCCUGGAUUCACUUUUGUCUGUGUUUUGGCUGUUAAAAUGAUAAGUAUGCUGAGAGUGUGAAUUAUUGCUCUGCCUUUUUCUUUUUUUUUUUUUUUUUACCGUGUGUGUGUGGAAUCGCUUCUUGCGGUAUCCAUUCUUUGCAUAAAACAUUUUUUUUUCUUUUUGGGAACUGGAGGCUGAUGAUGGAUGACUGCCCAGGUCCGAUUCCCCAGAAGAUUGUUGAACACCGAUGUGACAGCACAGAUGGAACACAGCAAAUGCAAUGAUGUGUGUGUCAUUCUGGGUGUCAGUGUAGGUCACAUGUUUGAUGUGUGUCAUGUGUAACAUCGUACGCAUCAGUCUCCUCUAAAAUGAGGCAGUCUUUUCCAGGAUGGUGUCUGCAGUGAGUUGCCCCCCCCCUUUGCAAUUUCCACAUCUACAUGCAAAAAGUGGGAAAGCUAGAAUUGCAGAGGUGUGUGAAUGUAACUGGCCUUGGCUUACCCUCGAUCUCCUGCUAGUUUUUUAGACUCCACACUCAUCCUCAAUAUCCCAGCCAACCAAGGCGGUGCAGGAAAGCUAUCCCCCUUGGUUUGCCUCUCGACUCCAUCGUACCUCAGUGUCAGCAUCAUGCUUUUAAGGCAUUUGGCCUGCAGGAAAUCAGCGGGUAGCUCUCCUUCUCACCUUUUUCACCUCUCCUCUUUUUUCCCUUUAUAUCUUCCUUAUUAAUCAUGUUGUUAUUUGUUAAAACUGACAAGAGGUUGGAACAUUAAAGUAUUUAACCUACCUCUA
This is a messenger RNA of Dicentrarchus labrax (European seabass), 3136 nucleotides long. It is a transcript of the gene rnf207a, whose product is annotated as ring finger protein 207a. The record is from RefSeq and is a predicted model, not a curated record. Gene Ontology annotation, cellular component: perinuclear region of cytoplasm. The transcript has 18 exons. Gene Ontology annotation, biological process: regulation of heart looping; regulation of cardiac muscle contraction. The coding region runs from base 138 to 2033 and encodes 631 amino acids. Gene Ontology annotation, molecular function: Hsp70 protein binding; transmembrane transporter binding; zinc ion binding. Lineage: Eukaryota; Metazoa; Chordata; Actinopteri; Moronidae.